This is a messenger RNA of Paramecium sonneborni, 2319 nucleotides long. The record is from the annotation of a GenBank genome assembly. Lineage: Eukaryota; Ciliophora; Oligohymenophorea; Peniculida; Parameciidae.
AUGGAUAAUUAUGAAUAAGUUUUAUUUCUUAAUCCUACUCAAUUAUAGUCUGUUCAAACUUAAUUCGAAAACAUUAAUAAAUAAGUCAUUUAGCUAUUUCAAAAAGUAUAAAAAAGCAUCAUUAAUAGAAAAAAUAUAAAAAACUUUAUUCGUUAUUAUCCAAAUUUUUAGAUCGUUAUGAUCAUACCAAUUAGAUUCAUUUAAAUGAUAGAAUUCAUUUUUUAAAUAUUUUAUUAAUGUCUUUAAAUAAAAUAUUUAAGAAAACCAUAUUCAAAGAUAUGACAAAAAAAAACUUGAUAGACAUUAAAAUUUGGAAAUAGAAAAUACUUAAAUAUCUUGAAACCUAUCCCAUUCUCAUAUUAAAAAUUACUUAAAACUUUGAAUUAGCUUCUAUAGAUCCUAAAUAAAGAAUUAGAGAACAAUUAAGAAAUUCCAUCUUUAAAGAUUAAUUAGAAUAAUAAAUUUAAAUUAUCAAUACUAGUGGAAAACUAAAGUUAGAUUAAAUAACAAUUAAUUUUAAUCUAAAUUAAGAAUAUGAGAUAUAUUUAAAGAAUAUAAUGAUUGCUUAUAGAUUAUAAAGUUAUUAAAUAGAUGCUAAACCAAAUGAGAAACUUAGAUAUGCAAUUACAUCUUAUGAAAUUAGUAAAAUAUUACUUUAAGGUAAAGGCAAAAGAGUUUCUAAAUUAUGUUAAUAUAUUUUAUCAUCUACAAAUUUAUUAAAUAGAUAUUUCGAAUCAAACAAUGAUUAAUGUUUUUAAAUUAUUGAAGAAUUAAAUCAUUCUGAUGUUAUUAAAUAUUUGAUCUUUUUAGUAUAAUAGAUGGAGGUUUAUAAUGAUUUUAAAAGUAAAUUAAAAUGCAAAUGGAAAUUUGGCAAAAUAUUGAAACCUUUUAUUUGGUUUUGGAUCCAAACAAUAUAUUAUUAUUAAUCAAUAUUUAAAUUUUAAAGAUGUUACGAUAUAAUAGGAGUACUAAAAUGGUUAAGUUCCCAUUAUUUAAUUUCAACUGAUGAAUUGUCUACAUAUGUAUAAAAUAUUUAUACAAUCACCAAUGGUAAAAAUAAAGAAUAUAUUACAUUCAAUCAAUUAUUAGAGUAAAUUUACUUAAAUGAAGAUAUAGGAAUACCUAGAAUUAAAACUUUAUAUCAAUAAAAUGAUACAGAACAUUAAGAGCUUUAAAAUUAUAAAUAGACUAUUAAUUAUUAUUAUAAUUAAAACAAUAAAGAUACUAUCUCAUCACCAGAGUAUUUUUAUUGUAAAAAAAAUGCAUAAAUUAAAGUAGCUCAUAAUUCUGAGCUUGCUUUUAUUGAACUUAAUAAUAAUGAGAAUUUUAGUUCAAUUGAUACUAGAAUAUCUAGUAAUACAUUAAGAUUCCAAAAAAAAGAAAAUAUAUCAAUUCAUGGAUCAAAAUCAUUUAAAGGAUCUUUAUCUUAAAUCUCUAAUAGUUUUUCUGAUAAAAAAAUAUAAAAUCAAUUAUAAAAUGUUUAAUAAUUUCCUUAAACAAAUGUUUAGCCUACUACUUAAUUUUUAGAUAAAAUGAUUAAGAAAAUGAUAGAAAAUAAAAUUGCAAUUGAUGAUAUCUAGUAAAUUAUCUCAUUUAUUUAUUUUAUAGAUGUAAGGAUAUGUAAUUGUAAUAAUUGUUGAGCAAAGAGAAAUUAUAAUAGAAGGAAAGUGAUUUUUACAAAAAGCUUUUAAGAUUUAAAACUUAAUUUUCUAAAUUUGUAUUGCCUGUUAAAUAAAUAUCCAAAUAAGAAGUAAUAACUAAAUAAGAUUUAUAAAUGAGAGUUAUUAACAAAUAAAUGUAUGUUGAUUCAUUAAAUACUAAACCUAAUCAAAUUAUGACUAAAUAAAAUGAUCUUGAUAAUUCAUUAUUAUCUUUCGAAAAGCCAGGAGCAAAAUUAGGACCUCUAUAAAAUCUAAAAAAAAUUAUUUUCAAUCAUCCAGAAGUAUUUUCUCUCUAAAAGUUUAGAAAUAAAUUAAAAUAAUCAAAAAAAAAAUGGUAUAAUAGAUCAAAUAGUGUUAGAAUGACAAAUGCAAGUAUAAUUAUCUUAUUAUUUUAGGAAGGUCUGUAAUGAUUAUUAAGACAAAAGAAUAACAUAUUUAAGAAUUAAAUUCCUUAAGAGAAAGAUCUAUAUCUUAAUUAAAAAAGAAUAUAAGUGAAACAUAACUUGUAAUCUAAAAUGUUGAUAAAGAAUUGAGAUGUAAAAGUGUUAGAUAUAGAUAAUUUCGAUAAAAAACUGAAUAACCUUUUUAAAUUGAAAAUAAAUAUUAAAAUCUAAGCAAAUCAAUAACUAAAUAAGAAUAAACGAAAAAAAUAAUUUGA